Messenger RNA from Megachile rotundata (alfalfa leafcutting bee), 2399 nucleotides. RefSeq lists its product as uncharacterized. The record is from RefSeq and is a predicted model, not a curated record. Lineage: Eukaryota; Metazoa; Arthropoda; Insecta; Hymenoptera; Megachilidae.
AGGUCCAGAGGUGUCUCUGAGGCGUGGAUGAAUGGCGAUGGUAUUGUUUCAGGUUGCUGCCACCGUAGCUCAGGAUUACGAGGUCUCUGACAUUCAGUGCAGCGGCGCAGGAUCAGCUGCCGAUCUGCUGACAGCGAAGAUCAAAAGGCCAGUUGGUUUCAGAGGUGCACCGCUCUUUGCCGACGACAGAUCCGCCAAUCCUCUCACCGACAUUCACUGCCAGAUCAGGCCAGAUCCCAACGAUCCUCAGGAAGAUAACUACUUCCUGAAGGUGACUGACUUCACCAGAUGCGGCAUCCUAAAGAGAAACGGGUUCAUUCACCUGCGAAUAUGGUUCCCCGCAUUCCCUGGAGUAGUAAUGUUAGCAGAUCAAGAAUUGAUCCUGAUGUGUCGACCACCUGAGCCCACGUUACUCCGUCACAAAGCUGCUGGUUUUGCUGGAACAUUUCCGCACGGUGCAAGGGUGUCCGGGGUGGUUGAGGAGACACCUGGUCGUCUGGAAUACGAAGUGGCCCUUUAUCGAGAGGCCACGGGCAAUGUAUCAGAUGCAUCGGGAUCGCAGGCGGUCGAUCAAGCUGUUCCCAUCGGUACGAAGCUUCAGCUGAGAGCUCGAAUCAGUCCGGACAGCGCAUGGGGAUACAUUAAGCUGUUGGAGGUGACCGUUAGCCCCGAUCCUGAUCAACCUCACGCACCAGGAAGUGUCGUGUUGGUGAAAGACGGCUGCAGAAAUCGGGAUUUCGCGUCGAUAAUUCCUCAUCAGCCGGCUCGUUACAGGGAGAGAAAGAACGAGGUCUUCCUCGAUUUCGAGGCCUUCCUUCUCAGCUCCAUGAGAGAACGAUCCACUCUGUGGAUCCAUUCGCAGAUCAAAGCAUGCAUGGAACCGCAGGAUUGUCAGCCGGAUUUUUGUCUGGACCUUUUCGAACCAUCAGGACAUGGGAAGAGAAGAAAAAGAUUUGUAGAAGAAACACCAAACGAUUUUCUUCCUAGAGUCGAUCGUUUAAUAAAAGAAUACAACGAUUCGACUCCUUACACGAAAUUUAAAGAAAACAUCGAGUACACGGUGAUGAUGCCCGAUGAAUUGUAUCAAAAAGUUGCUGCUGGAUUGGAAAACAGUUGCGGUAGUUUCCUCUACGUUGCAACCGGCUUAGGUGCGCUUUUAGUUUUAUCGGCUCUUAUCAUGUGCUACCUGGCUACACGUCUUCACAAUUUAUCGACGACAAUGCCGCAAAAUAAAUCGAUCGACGAGCUGAUACGAGAUCGUGCUAGAAAGUAUGCUGAAGCAACGCCGGGUUACACUGGUCGGUCAACGGUACAAUAGUAAAUUAUUGCGAACGUUGCGCAUUACUACGCUCAAUCAAAAUGAUCCAGCAGGUUUUACAUAGCGGAAUGAAAUGUGUACCAAAAUUGCUGAUAGCGCUAGUACAAGAAACACGAACUGCGUAUCGAGCACAGUUACAAUCUAAUAUUUGUACAUCAAUGAAUGAUUAACGGAUUAAUUAGAAUAAACUUACAGCGCUUCAGAUACGAAUAAUAUAUACGUAUUAUUUAUUUUUAGAAGAAAUUUAGUAGGAUCUUUAUAGAUUUAGCGUAUAAGCAUAUUGUAGACGUUAUCUGUAUUACAAAGAUCACAAUUAUAAAUUCACACUGAUUUGCAAACAUUAACAAAACGAUAAGACUUCUUGUCACUGUUUCUAAUCGAUCGCUCACCUUGCACGGUUCGUACAAACAAUUGCACGGAAAAAUUCGUAUUCUUUCAGCAGUCACAGUCAAUAUUUAUCUACGACUUGCAAGUCUGUUCUCUGUUUCUUUUCUGAUAAAUUUAUUGAACGUGCAGUGCUAUUACGUGACCUGAAUCAGUGCGUAUGUAAUCUCUAGCGGUAAUUCUAGAUUAAUUUAUAGGAUAAUUAUUUAGGCCCGUUGCAAUUAAUGACGCCGUAUCGGGUUUUCACAGGUGGUUGUAUAACUUUCAGUUAUUGUAUAUACACAAUAGGAUAAUUAUUUAUUAUUUAUAAACGAAGCUUGAUCAUUUAAGGACUCCAGCUAGAUGCUCUUUAAUUGAGCAACUGGACAUAUAAGUAAAUAAAUACAACGAAGUAUUUAAUUAUGUAUAUGAACGCGUACAAUAAUUACGUGUUUCCGAAUAUCGUCGUAGUUUUUAAGAAUGCCGAUUUUGCUUGUAGCAAGAACAACACUAUGUAACAUAUUAUAUUGUUGCAUUUCUAUAAGUACAUAAUGCAGUGUGCGAUUUCAAAAGAGUAUAUAUUUAUAACGAUCGUUUUGAACGAAUCAAAAUAUGAAGAGAACAAUUUUUACAAUAAAAUUAGGCUUCGCUGCACAUAUAUGUACAACAGAUUUAAAAUAAAUACACACCAUCAUUUGUACGUCGUAUGUACGAUCAA